Bursaphelenchus xylophilus (pine wood nematode) is the source of this 560-nucleotide messenger RNA. The record is from the annotation of a GenBank genome assembly. Lineage: Eukaryota; Metazoa; Nematoda; Chromadorea; Rhabditida; Aphelenchoididae.
AUGACGACCGAUGGUGUGGGUGUCUCGUUAGAGGAGGCGCUUACAGUAUUGGAACAGCUGAAACUCUCGACUGGUCGAGAAGAAGCCGGCUGUUCCAAGGAAACAGGUAGAUCGAAGCCUUUGCCAGAAGUCAAAGAAACAAGAGGUGUGGAAGAGGAACCUGAGGACAGAAAAUUCAGAAGAAGUCGCAGUUUUAGUAAUCGCAAUCGGCGGUUUGCACCUUAUCGGACACCUUUGAAGCGAGCAUCGUCUUGUGGAUCGAAGGAGUCAGAAGCUGAAAGCGAUGCAGACUCAAAUGGUAAGUAGUUUAUUUUUUUAAAUUCCUUCUUUAUCUAGUUUCCACAAAAUCGAGUAGCAGCAAAGAAGUCUUGAUUCCCAGUGCAAGAAGUGCUACCACUUGUACACAAGAAGCUCUGGGAAUUGGCAAAUGCUCUGGAUCUGGCGAAAGUCUGGACAGUUUACGACAAGACGCUGCGGUCGAAGAGCUGUCCGAAUAUUUUGCUCACUUUGUUGGAGUGCAAAGCAAGAUGUCUUCAUUAGCAGAGUCAAUGUAUGCAUAA